Morchella importuna is the source of this 1479-nucleotide messenger RNA. RefSeq lists its product as uncharacterized. Gene Ontology annotation, cellular component: nuclear pore central transport channel; nuclear pore. Gene Ontology annotation, molecular function: structural constituent of nuclear pore. The record is from RefSeq and is a predicted model, not a curated record. The transcript is spliced from 4 exons. Lineage: Eukaryota; Fungi; Ascomycota; Pezizomycetes; Pezizales; Morchellaceae. Bases 1 to 1479 code for a protein of 492 amino acids. Gene Ontology annotation, biological process: nuclear pore organization; NLS-bearing protein import into nucleus; protein localization to nuclear inner membrane.
AUGUUCAAUUCAGCAUUUGGCCAACCGGCCACACAACAACAGCAGCCCCAAUCUAGCGGCGGCGGCCUGUUCGGAUCAACUCAGCAGCAGCCUGCGCAGUCCGGCGGUGGUCUAUUCGGUGGUCAGCAACAACAAACUAACACAGGCGGUGGUGGACUCUUCGGUGGCCAGCAACAGCAGAAUCCAGCGCCUUCAGGAGGUCUUUUUGGGCAGCCGCAACAGCAACAGGGCAGUGGUCUCUUUGGUGGGCAGCAACAACAGAAACCCGCUGGCUCCCUGUUCGGGGCGGCACCGGCGACCGGUGGUGGGCUUUUCGGCGGUCAGCAACAACAACAGCCGCAAAACACACAAGGUGGUGGUUUGUUCGGGAGCCUUGGACAAAGUACGGCUAACACCGGUGGUGGACUAUUUGGUCAGACCCAGCAGGGGCAGCAACAAAGUGGAGGUGGUGGACUUUUCGGUGGACAACAGGGAGGUGGGGGACUAUUCGGGAAUCAGCAACAGCAACAACAGCCACAACAGGGAGGUGGUGGACUCUUUGGUGGUAUGCAGCAGCAGCAGCAAGGACAGCAACCAGGAGGUCUUUAUGGUCUCGCACAGAGUGGAGGCAUCUUUGCGGGACAGCAGCCCGGUAAUUCUUUGUUUGGUGGGAACCAGCAGGGCGCUAUGGGAGGGCUAUAUGGGGUUGGCGCGAACCAGAACUCGAUGAUGAUGCAGUCGCAGCAACAACAAGGCCCAAACGUAAUCGUUGAAAAGAUCCAAAGGGUCAAGAAUGCCUGGGAUCCUAACCACCCAGAAUAUGCAUUCAAAUACUAUCUCUACAACCAGGUCGGCGAAGAUCGUGCAGUUCACUACGUCAAACCGCCUAAUGAAGACUUGGCAGAGUGGGAGAAAGCCUGGGCGGAAAGACCAAACAAGGGUUCUGUGCCCGUGUUAGCAAAUGGGUUUCUCGACCUCGACAAGCGCGUGAAGAUUCAAGAAAACCAAGUCAACGUAUUUCGUCAUCGCCUCCAUGAGAUUCAAUCCAAGCUCACAGCCCUCCAAAGUCGCCAUGACCUUAUCACAAGUAUCAAGCAAGAAGACUGUCGCCGUCGGCACAUCGCUCUUGCUCGCAGGGCGCUCUCCCUUGCUGCAAAAGUCCAGGUUCUCAAGAACCGGGGAUACGCGUUACAGACCGAUGAAGAGCUACUCAAAAAGCGACUCGAAGGCCUGGCAAGACAGGUCGGAGAUCCCGCGGUUAGAGGCAGAGUUAAUGAGAUCUGGGCAAGGAUGAUGGUCGUUAGUGAGCAGGCGAGGAAGAUGGAAGAGAGCGUAGGAAAGGUAGAAAUUGUUUGGGAUCAGAAGCAGUUAGAGACGGCUGGAAGGCUCUUGUUAAGCAAUGCGAACGGCUUAGAACAUCUCACCAAAGAGGUUAAGGAAAUCGAAAAAUCAUUCGCUGCAUGGGAAGAGGAGCAAAAGACUCGUCCCAGGGGGUUUUAG